Molecule: messenger RNA, 858 nt
Organism: Strongyloides ratti
Lineage: Eukaryota; Metazoa; Nematoda; Chromadorea; Rhabditida; Strongyloididae
Product: Diacylglycerol acyltransferase family-containing protein
Exons: 2
Coding region: 1-858 (285 amino acids)
Biological process (GO): triglyceride biosynthetic process
Cellular component (GO): endoplasmic reticulum membrane
Molecular function (GO): diacylglycerol O-acyltransferase activity
Source: RefSeq, a predicted model, not a curated record
AUGCCUUUAUAUUUAAUUUGGUAUAUUUAUGAUUUUAAUACACCAAGAAAUGGAUCAAGAGUAUCAUAUAACUUUCGUAAUUCAAGAAUAUGGAAAUAUUUAGCAGAUUAUUUUCCUAUUAAAUUAAUAAAAACUAGUGAAUUGAAUCCUGAAAAAAAUUAUAUUAUUGGUUGUCAUCCACAUGGUAUCUUAUCUAUAGGAUCUUUUGUUACUCUAUGUACAAAUGGUACUAAUUUUAUGACAAUGUUUCCUGGAAUAAAAUCAUAUUUGAUGACAUUACAUGCUCAAUUUUUUCUUCCAUUUAGACGAGAAAUUGGAAUAGCACUAGGAGGUAUCGAGGCCAGUCCAACAUCUCUUAAAUAUCUUCUAACAAAAUGUGGUAAAGGAAAUGUUGUUGGAAUAGUUUUGGGUGGUGUUCAUGAAUUAUAUGAUGCGCAUCCAAAAACAAAUGUUUUAAAAAUAGGUAAUAGAAGGGGGUUUUGUAAAUAUGCUUUAAAAUAUGGAGCUGAUAUUGUACCAAUGUAUAAUUUUGGUGAAAAUGAUGUAUAUGAACAAAUUCCAAAUGAAAGAACAUCAUUUAUUCGUCAAAUUCAAAUGAAAAUUUGUCAUAAGUUUGGAUUUAUUCCACCAAUUAUACGUGGUAGAGGUAUAUUUAAUUAUUCUUUUGGUAUGCUCCCUCAUCAAAACCCCAUUUAUUGUGUUAUGGGUAAACCUAUAGAAGUAAUACAAAAUGACACACCUACAGAAGCGGAAAUAGAAGAGCUCUAUCAAAAGUACAUAGAUUGUCUUAAAAAAUUGUUUAAUAAUUAUAAAUGUGCUUAUGGUUUAUCAGAAGAUGCAGUUUUAGAUAUUUAUUAA